AUGGUAUCUGUUCCAGAACUCUCGGCAUUCAAGGUCGCACCAUACGGCCCCGCAGUCGAUCUGCCAGACCCGUACCCCCCGCAAACCACCUUCCCACUAUCCCUCUCCCCAUCGAAGCCAGACACGCCGUUAGCCGACCUGCUCUCCGAGAUCCAGCGACUUUCCACCUCUGGCGAGAUCCGCUCGCUACUGGACAGGCACGGCGCCAUCUACUUCCAGCACCUCAACCUCAGCAGCGCCGAAGACUUCUCGCGCUUCGCGCACGCCUUCAACUACGUUCCGCACGAGGACAUCGGCAACCCAGUGCGGCGCACGGUGCUAGCCCCGAACGUCGCAACCGCCAACGAGGGUCCACCAACGCUGCCCAUCUACCCGCACAACGAGUUCGGCCUGUCGCCGCACUACCCGGCUUACGUCUUCUUCUUCUGCGCGUCCGCCCCUGCCACCGGCGGCGAGACGCCCAUCAACAACUCGGUCGUGCUGUACCGGCAGCUGAAAGAAAAACACCCAGAGUUCAUCGAGGAAGUCGAGAAGAAGGGCGUCAAGUACCAGCUCUUCUACCGCAACGCGUCGCGCGACCAGACCGCCUCGCCGGGCAACUCGGUCCUGCAGGCGUACGGCAAGCACGUGCUGGAGACGGACGAUACGGAGACGGCGCGCGCCAAGAUCGAGGCUGAGAUCCGCCGCCUGCCGACGGCGGAGUGGGCGUGGGAGAAUCGCAGCGCGGACAACGAGCUGGGCGAUUUGCGCGUGUGGCAGCGCUUGCCGGCGGUAAGGCCGCAUCCGCGAACGGGGCAGCCGUCGUUCUUUAAUAAUACGGUGUCGCGGUUUUUGAAUGCGCUGGCGGCGGGGACGCUGCUGCCGCCGCAUGUGAAUACCGAUGCGGGAUACAAGCACUUGCCUAUCUACGGGAAUGGCGGGUACCAGCCUCCGGCUUUUUAUGGAGAUGGCGGGCUGAUACCAAGAGAGUAUUUUGAUUCCGCAGUUCAGUUUAUCAAUGAGACAAGAGCUGUCGUGAGCUGGACUAAAGGGGAUGUACUGUUGUUGGACGUAAGUGCUUACUUGUUCUGA
Molecule: messenger RNA, 1071 nt
Organism: Lasiodiplodia theobromae
Lineage: Eukaryota; Fungi; Ascomycota; Dothideomycetes; Botryosphaeriales; Botryosphaeriaceae
Exons: 1
Coding region: 1-1071 (356 amino acids)
Molecular function (GO): oxidoreductase activity
Source: RefSeq, a predicted model, not a curated record